This is a messenger RNA of Lasiosphaeria miniovina, 1198 nucleotides long. Its product is annotated as fungal chitosanase of glycosyl hydrolase group 75-domain-containing protein. The record is from RefSeq and is a predicted model, not a curated record. The transcript is spliced from 2 exons. NCBI's taxonomy places the organism in Eukaryota, Fungi, Ascomycota, Sordariomycetes, Sordariales, Lasiosphaeriaceae. Gene Ontology annotation, molecular function: chitosanase activity. The annotation marks the transcript as partial.
CCUCGAGGCUCCACCCUGCAACCUUGCACCAGCCAACACCCCCUUUGCAAGACCUCUCCUCAUCGAACCUGUCACCACGUUCUGGCUGUUGUUCUUCCACCACGUUGUGUAUAACCCUACCGCCAGUCUACUGCACCUAGACACCAGCCACCACUACUUCAUCGUCGUAUGUAUAAUUCUUCAUCUACUUCUCUCGCUACGUCACCUCGACCUUCGGCGAGAAAGCUUGGUAGCUCCGGAUACCGUGAUAUCAGUCCACAUUUUCGAAGAGCAAAAACCUCAUCACAAAAGCACCCACCCAAAAAAACCCAAAACCACCCAAAAAACCCAAAAACCACCCAGCAUACCCGCUAGUCGAACCAUGUUCUGUCUGUCAACUUCUGUGGCUAUGUUUUGGCUACCCCUACUGGUCUUGUGGCUGGGUCUCCCUCUCGGCCCCUGGUUGCACGGGGCAGGCAGCUGUGGCGCCAUCGCCAAGGAGGUCCCGGGCAACCUCAAACAGUUCUAUGAGCAGCUGCGCGCCGCCGCGUCUUGUCACAACGUGCUAGCCACGGGCUUCUGGGACGAGCAGACGGGGAGCAACACCUUCACGUACUGCGGCGAUCACCUCGCCGGGUACUCCUUGAUGUACAUACAGGGCCGGCAGGGCGCGCUGGCGGACAUGGAUGUCGACUGCGACGGCGUGGCGGGUGGCUCGGCCGACGACGGGCGGUGCAGCGCGCGCGAGAGCCCCGACCUGCAGAACGUGACGGCCUUCCAGGACACGCUGGCCGGCUACGGCGUCGCCGGCGUUACGGACCUCGACCCCUACGUGCACCCCUACGUCGUCUUUGGCAACCAGGGCGCCAAGGCCAACUGGCCAACCUUCGACCCCACCGCGUACGGCGUGCGCCCGCUCAGCGUCAUGGCCGUCGUGUGCCGCGGCGGCGAGGAUCUCGUGUACGGCGUGUGGGGCGACACGAAUGGCGACGACGGCGGGUACGCGAUGGUCGGCGAGGCGUCCCUGGCUCUUGCUACGGCCUGCUACGGCAACGAAAUGUCCGGCGCCGACGGCUACAGCGCCGAUGAUGUGCUGUACUUGGCGUUUAUCGGCCCCGAAGCCGUGCCUGGUGCUGCUGGCGCCGACUGGGGCGCGCCUGAUUUCCACGCGUUCGAGCAGAGCAUUGACGCGCUGGGCGACUCGCUCGUCGCCCGUAUC